Fundulus heteroclitus (mummichog) is the source of this 1983-nucleotide messenger RNA. RefSeq names its product xylosylprotein beta 1,4-galactosyltransferase, polypeptide 7 (galactosyltransferase I) (gene b4galt7). NCBI's taxonomy places the organism in Eukaryota, Metazoa, Chordata, Actinopteri, Cyprinodontiformes, Fundulidae. The transcript is spliced from 6 exons. Gene Ontology annotation, molecular function: xylosylprotein 4-beta-galactosyltransferase activity. Gene Ontology annotation, biological process: carbohydrate metabolic process; proteoglycan biosynthetic process. The record is from RefSeq and is a predicted model, not a curated record. The coding region runs from base 435 to 1409 and encodes 324 amino acids.
CUUGUUGCUUUCGGACUUAUUUCCAGGACGGACAGCAAAUCAAACGGUCCCUGUGAUUUCAGCCGUAUUUUAAUCGACCUAAAUAAGUCACCCGCUGGCCAUUCUUCGGUAAAAUGUGACCUUUUAGAUCGCUAGACCGGCGCGGGGUCCUGGAUGGGGACAUUCUAGCGGGACAUCCGUCCAAGAGGAAACCCCCCGGAGUCCUGCUCGGCGUGAGCCGCUUCAUGCUACGUGUCCAGCGGAUGCGGCAGCGCGUUAGCUCCUCCUGCUAGCGGCUCCUGCGCGGAGCGGAUCCCAGCAAUGAACCGGCAGGACAGAGCUCCCUCUCAGAGGUCCGGGAUGGGGGAUCUACUCCUGGAGGAAUGAAGACUUCCUCUGGGCCGACUUUAACUGGGAACCAGACUGGAAGCAAAGGGCUGAAGACAGGCUAAACCAUGAUGUAUUCAUCCAGAAGAAAGCCGGUGCUCUACUUUAAAGAGGAAAGAAGGUUGCUGUCUGGGAAGUGCACCGUUUACAAGCUGUUCGGCCUCUGCAUGGUGCUGGUGCUCGUCUCCCUGCUGUGGCUGCAGCUCAGCUGCUCGGGGGACAUGUCCUCCUCCGUGACGCAGCAACACCGGCGCGACCCCCAGCUUCCGCCUCCGCCGCCGCCCUGCCCCGCAGACAGCCAGGCAUCCGUGGCGGACGACCCCACCUGGGGUCCUCACAAGCUGGCCCUCCUGGUCCCCUUCAGAGAACGCUUCGAAGAGCUGCUCGUCUUCGUUCCCUUCAUGCACAAGUUCCUCAACAAAAAGAAGAUCCGCCAUAAGAUCCUGAUCAUCAACCAGAUGGACCACUACAGGUUCAACCGAGCGUCUCUGAUCAACGUGGGCUACAUGGAGAGCGGGAACGACACAGACUACCUGGCCAUGCACGACGUGGACCUGCUGCCCCUCAACGAGGCUCUGGACUACGGUUUCCCCGAAGAAGGACCCUUCCACGUGGCCUCGCCGGAGCUGCACCCGCUCUACCACUACAAGACCUACGUGGGAGGAAUCCUGCUGCUCACCAAGAAGCACUAUCACAUGUGCAAUGGGAUGUCCAACCGCUUCUGGGGUUGGGGCAGAGAGGACGACGAGUUCUACAGGAGGCUCAGAAAAGCAGAAUUACAGCUGUUCCGGCCCAGCGGCAUCACGACAGGAUAUAAAACCUUCCUCCACAUCCAUGACCCAGCCUGGAGGAAGAGGGACCAGAAGAGGGUCGCUUCUCAGAAACAGGAGCAGUUUAAGGUGGAUCCUGACGGCGGGCUGACGAACCUGCGGUACCAGGUGGAGUCCCGGCAGGAGCUGACCAUCAGCGGCGCUCCCUGCACCAUCAUCAACACCAAACUGGAGUGCGAUCAGAUCCAGACGCCGUGGUGCCUCCUGAGUUAGCGCACAUGGUUGCUGUGGAAUCAUGUGACUGUCUACAAACUGAAGUUAAAAACAAACAAACAAACCAGCAGUGUUGCCACGUCCAGGUACAUGAUCCCAACGCCGGAUGCAGACGGCGUUCCUCCUUUUAAAUGAACUUGAGACACUAGGAUCCGGUGAGCCGAAGCCUUGAUGCUCUCUCUGGUACUUCCAGACUUUAAGUCUGGUCUUCAUUUUUAGGAUGGACCCAGGGCCCUGCAUGCUUGAGCAACGUACUGUAGUUCCAGAUGAUCUUUUUUUUUUUUUUUAGCCUUUUACCUUAUUUGAGAUAAAGAUCAAAUGUCUGGUAGAUCAGGACAAGUUUGUCUCUGAAUCGUUUCAUUUUUCCUGCUGAUGCUGUCUAAAGGUGUAGAAAUCUGGAGUGAAAAUCUUCAUUUCGGAUGAAAAAUAUAACUUGUUUGUUUUAUUAUUCUUUUAUUCUUUCUAUGAAAAUCCAGAGUAAGUUAAAAAGUCUUUAUAAAUCUGGAUGUUUUGUCCCAUUUUUAUGACUUCAUUUCCAGUAAUUUAAAAAAAAGUAAUAAACUAUUAAAGAGAU